GAGCUGCUCGGGCUGCGCGCGGAGCGGGCUCCGGAGGGAAGUCCCCAGACAAAGGGAAGCGCCGCCGCCGCCGCCGCCGCCCCGCUCGGUCUUCCACCUGUCCGCGACGCUCGCCGGGGCCGCGGCCGCCCGAGGGACUCUGAACAUGUCGGGGAUCGCCCUCAGCAGACUCGCCCAGGAGAGGAAAGCAUGGAGGAAAGACCACCCGUUUGGUUUCCUAGCUGUCCCAACAAAAAAUCCCGAUGGCACGAUGAACCUCAUGAACUGGGAGUGCGCCAUUCCUGGAAAGAAAAGGACUCCGUGGGAAGGAGGCUUGUUUAAACUGCGGAUGCUUUUCAAAGAUGAUUAUCCAUCUUCACCACCAAAAUGUAAAUUCGAACCACCGUUAUUUCACCCGAAUGUGUACCCCUCGGGGACAGUGUGCCUGUCCAUCUUAGAGGAGGACAAGGACUGGAGGCCAGCCAUCACAAUCAAACAGAUCCUAUUAGGAAUACAGGAACUUCUAAAUGAACCAAAUAUCCAAGAUCCAGCUCAAGCAGAGGCCUACACGAUUUACUGCCAAAACAGAGUGGAGUACGAGAAAAGGGUCCGAGCACAAGCCAAGAAGUUUGCGCCCUCAUAAGCAGCGACCUUGUGGCAUCCUCAAAAGGAAGGGAUUGGUUUGGCAAGAACUUGUUUACAACAUUUUUGCGAAUCUAAAGUUGCUCCGUACAAUGGCGAGUCACCUGAGGGGGUUGGGCGGGCGCCAUCUUCCAUUGCCGCCCUGGGUGCGCGGUCUCAAUUCGCUGAAUUGCCCGUUUCCAUACAGGGUCUCUUCCUUUGGUCUUUUGUAUUUUUGAUUGUUAUGUAAAACUCGCUUUUAUUUUAAUAUUGAUGUCAGUAUUUCAACUGCUGUAAAAUUAUAAACUUUUAUACUUGGGUAAGUCCCCCAGCAGCGAGUCCUCGCUCUGGGAUGCAGGCAUGCUUCUCACCGUGCAGAGCUGCACUUGGCCCCUGCUGGCUGUAUGGAAAUGCACCCUCCCUCCUGCCGCUCCUCUGUAGAACCUGGGCUGUGCUGCUUUUGAGCCUCAGACCCCAGGUCAGCAUCUCGGUUCUGCGCCACUUCCUUUGUGUUUAUAUGGCCUUUUGUCUGUGUUGCUGUUUAGAGUAAAUAAACUGU
Messenger RNA from Piliocolobus tephrosceles (Ugandan red Colobus), 1159 nucleotides. Its product is annotated as SUMO-conjugating enzyme UBC9. The coding region runs from base 146 to 622 and encodes 158 amino acids. NCBI's taxonomy places the organism in Eukaryota, Metazoa, Chordata, Mammalia, Primates, Cercopithecidae. The record is from RefSeq and is a predicted model, not a curated record. The transcript has a single exon.